Molecule: messenger RNA, 1035 nt
Organism: Saccharomyces eubayanus
Lineage: Eukaryota; Fungi; Ascomycota; Saccharomycetes; Saccharomycetales; Saccharomycetaceae
Gene: URE2
Product: glutathione peroxidase
Exons: 1
Coding region: 1-1035 (344 amino acids)
Biological process (GO): regulation of nitrogen utilization
Molecular function (GO): transcription corepressor activity
Source: RefSeq, a predicted model, not a curated record
AUGAAUAACAACGGUAACCAAGUAUCCAAUCUAUCCAAUGCUCUCCGCCAAGUAAAUAUAGGGAAUAGAAACAGUAAUACCACCACUGACCAGAGCAAUAUAAAUUUCGAGUUCCCUGCCGGUGUAAAUAGUAAUAGUAGCGUUCAAAAUAACAACAAUGGCCGUAAUGGUACCCAAAAUAAUAACAACGAGAACAAUAUCAAAGAUACUCUAGAACAGCAUCGACAACAGCAGCAGGCAUUCUCAGAUAUGAGUCAUGUGGAGUAUUCAAGAAUUACAAAGUUUUUUCAAGAGCAACCUCUAGAAGGAUAUACCCUUUUCUCUCACAGAUCUGCCCCUAAUGGGUUUAAAGUCGCUAUAGUAUUGAGUGAACUCGGGUUUCAUUAUAACACGAUUUUUCUAGAUUUCAAUUUGGGGGAACACAGGGCUCCUGAAUUUGUCUCUGUAAAUCCAAAUGCCAGGGUUCCAGCCUUGAUCGAUCACAACAUGGACAACUUAUCCAUUUGGGAGUCGGGCGCAAUCUUGCUACAUCUAGUAAACAAAUAUUACAAGGAGACCGGUAAUCCACUACUUUGGUCUGAUGAUUUAGCAGAACAGUCUCAAAUCAACGCAUGGCUGUUCUUUCAGACUUCUGGUCAUGCACCAAUGAUUGGACAGGCUUUACAUUUUAGAUACUUCCACUCCCAAAAAAUUGCAAGUGCUGUGGAAAGAUACACGGAUGAAGUCAGAAGAGUUUACGGUGUGGUAGAAAUGGCAUUAGCCGAACGUAGAGAAGCAUUAGUGAUGGAAUUGGACACAGAUAAUGCGGCAGCAUAUUCUGCUGGGACAACACCCAUGUCACAAAGUCGGUUUUUUGACUAUCCUGUAUGGCUUGUAGGAGACAAAUUGACUAUAGCAGAUUUAGCCUUUGUUCCAUGGAAUAACGUUGUGGAUAGGAUCGGCAUUAAUGUCAAAAUUGAAUUUCCCGAAGUUUACAAGUGGACCAAGCAUAUGAUGAGAAGGCCUGCUGUAAUUAAAGCAUUACGUGGUGAGUAG